Messenger RNA from Adelges cooleyi (spruce gall adelgid), 906 nucleotides. RefSeq lists its product as uncharacterized. The record is from RefSeq and is a predicted model, not a curated record. NCBI's taxonomy places the organism in Eukaryota, Metazoa, Arthropoda, Insecta, Hemiptera, Adelgidae. Gene Ontology annotation, biological process: sleep; positive regulation of voltage-gated potassium channel activity; regulation of synaptic transmission, cholinergic. The transcript is spliced from 3 exons. The coding region runs from base 71 to 550 and encodes 159 amino acids.
CCGUCCCGGUGACCGAGUCGUGCCGCAGCCGCCGUCGUUCGCCACCGACCACGCCACACACCGUCGUACCAUGUUCACGUCUACCGCCGCCGCCGCCGCCGUCUGCUGCUAUGCCGUUGCGCUGGUCGCCAUCGUCGUGUCCAACGUACACACCGUGGAAAGCAUACAAUGUUUUGUGUGCAACAGUCACAACGACACGGCCUGUGCCCAAGAAGCCCUUCCGGAAUAUCUGAAAACCGAGUGUUCGAAACUCAACUACGGCGUGCCAGAGGAUGAAACUAAAAACUACACUCUGUGCAGGAAGACCAUACAGACAAUUGAAAAAGAGGUCAACGGAUUGAAAGCCGACAAGAACCGCAUCAUCAGGACCUGCGGCUGGGACGAUUCCAACUACAAAGACAAGUGUUACCAUAGAUCUGGUUUCGGCGGCAAGCAGGACGUGUGCACUUGUUCGACGGAUUUCUGUAACGCGGCCGGCAAGGCCGGGAUGAAUGUGAUGUUCGCCUCGGCUCUGUCCGCAGCAGUCUUGCUGGUCGUUUCAAUGUUGUAAUGAGCUUUAAAAAAAACAAAUAUAUAUAUAUAUAAAUAUAAGAUAAUUUACCGUUAAACACUUCAACCGUAACGAACGUGCGACCACGCGUACAACGUGUACAUUAUUAGGUACGCCGGAAAACGAAUAAAACUGUUCCGCGAAGUCGUCGGGUAAAAAACGACAGUUUUUUUUUUUUUUUUAAUUUAAUUAUAUAAGGUAUUAAUUUAUUUAUCAUGUCUAUUAACCGUCGUUGUUGUUGUUGUACACGUGGUCGUCUAAAAACCGCAAAAUUUGCCUGUAAAAGGAUGACCUAAACGUCGUGCUAAAGCGUUUGUGUGUUGUCCGUAAAUAAAUGAUUUAUAAUCCAUAAAAAA